GUGCACUUCCUUUUACCACAAAGAAGCCAAUAUAUUUGAAGAGCAGUGGCAGUCUGUCACUUGAGAUACGUGUUCUACAUCUAACAACCAAGAUUUUAAGUUGCAGCAUGGAUCCACAGUCAAAAAUACUGUUCUGCUGGAUUUGUCUUCAAGCGAUCUUUGCCUCAGUUUUUUCGGACGUGUGGAAGGCAGAAGUUGUCUCUCCAGUGGAGGCGCUGGUCUCAUCUUGUGUCGUGUUGCCUUGUAAGUUUAAUUACCCUGGCACUCAACUUCCUGACUCUCGGAUAAAGGGAAUCUGGCACAAACAGACAGGCAAAGAGGAUCGCAUUUAUGAUGAAGAUCAUCAUUUGAUUGGAGACAACUUCAAGGGUCGCACAAAGCUAGUUGGCCGAUUGAGUGAGAAAAACUGCUCCUUGGAGAUCGAUGAUGUGAAAGACCACGACGACGGCCCAUUCUGUUUCAGAGCUGAACUCCCAGAAGACAAAAAAUUCUCUUUUGUGGAGAAGUGUGUGACCAUCACUAUGAAGCCUGAACCUGACCAGCCAAAAGUGGAACAUGAUGAAUCCUUCACGGACGGAGCAAUUGCCAUCUUUAAAUGUUAUGUCAGACACACCUGUCCCACACACCACCCAGCUAUUGAAUGGAGUCGUCAAGAGCCUAAACCCCGUUUGUCCUAUAAGGAUAAUGGCUAUGGAGUUUGGGAGGUGGAGUCCCUCCUGAGCUUCACUACCAAAGAGGAAGACGAUCACACUAAUAUCACCUGCACUGUCACUUUCCACGGCAACAAGAAAUCUGCAGUCACUAAGAAGAUAUUCAUAAAACGUAAGACCAGUAAACAAAAUAUCUUUCACAUCAUUAUUCCUGUGGCUGCUGUGCUCGGAACCAUCGUUGUAUUUGGAAUGGCAUGUUUCUUCAUGACCAAGAGAUACAAGAGACAGAUCCAAGAGCUCCAAUCUAGAAAUCCAAAUGGGGUAUGGAGUCGUCUCUCCAGAAUGUCUCGCAGGGUCAGGUCAGUGGGAUCGAUGAGGAGCAGGAGAGACGGAGCCUGAUUCACUCAGAACUAAUCUAAGAGCCAUGGAAGAAGGCAAGAGCCUGAAAUGAGUGUUGCCACUAAGUCAAACAACUGUGUAAGUGCUGUGUCAGGAACAGCGGGAUUCUCAAAACCCCGCUUUCCAUCUCCAAAGAGUGAAAAAAAAGGCUACAACAAAUCUGGUGGCAGACAUUCAGAUAGCUAUGAUGAUGAUUACACCAACGUGGGUGACCUCAAUGUUUAUGGGAAUAUCUGAUGACAGUAAUUCUUUUUUUGUUUGCUUGUGUUGUUUUUGCUGUUUUUUUUUAUGUGAUUUUCUUUUUAUGCUUAAUGUGUGCCUUGGUGUUUAAAACAUUCUGUUGUAAUGAGAAUCCUAUUCAUGCUUUGUAUGGGGAGUUUGUUAAAUGAGGAAGCCGUUGAGUCUUCAUACUGUAUGUUGGCUAUGAUGAGGAUAUUUGCAUAUUGGAAAGGUCCGCUGAACACCAACUUCAUCACAGAUUAUACUAUUUUUACAUUUCAGUAGGUAGGGUUUUAGUUCCUUUUACUAGCUGGUGAUUAACCAAGCAUUGUGUAUGCCCACACACUUAUUCCAUGAAGAUGCCCUUCUAAGCAUAAACUGAUUUAAAAAAAAAAGUGAAUAGAAAUAUGUUUAUAAUUAGACCUGUCAUAUUUUAUGAAUUAGGAUAAUGGAUACACAAAUGAGCUUGUGAUUUCAUUACAGUAAAGAAAGGCUUGCUUUGCAAAAAAAGAAGAAAAAGAUAAAUGCGCUGAUUUAUGGAUAUUAUGUUUAAUUGAUUAGUAACUCUACUAAUAAUAAAAAUACUGCUGUGGUUUCUUUGUUUUUUGUGACCAUUAAAGUGUAAAACAAGUAUUAAUA
Messenger RNA from Ictalurus furcatus (blue catfish), 1907 nucleotides. Its product is annotated as sialoadhesin-like. The coding region runs from base 108 to 1049 and encodes 313 amino acids. Lineage: Eukaryota; Metazoa; Chordata; Actinopteri; Siluriformes; Ictaluridae. The record is from RefSeq and is a predicted model, not a curated record. The transcript has 12 exons.